GCCGUGUCGAUCUCACCUUGGAAAUUAGAUUUCAAAAAAGUUAUCUCCUUGGAAAUUAAGCCGAGAGCAAUGCCCCUUUCGACAUAAAAGCGAAAGAAAUCAGGAAGCGGGGAGCUCUCCCUCCGUGUCCGUCGGAUUCCUCCAUCGCCGCCUUCCUACCGCCGGGUGUAAGGGAAGUGUGAGAUCUGAUGGCUAUGAUUGAUGAGCCCCUCUAUCCAAUUGCUAUACUGAUAGAUGAGCUGAAAAAUGAAGAUAUUCAGCUGCGACUAAAUUCAAUUCGCAGGCUUUCUACAAUUGCACGGGCGCUUGGUGAAGAAAGAACAAGAAAAGAACUAAUUCCUUUUCUUAGCGAAAACAAUGAUGAUGAUGAUGAGGUACUCCUUGCAAUGGCUGAAGAGUUGGGUGUAUUUAUUCCAUAUGUUGGAGGGGUGGAAUAUGCUCAUGUUCUGCUUCCACCUUUGGAAACAUUGUGCACUGUGGAGGAAACUUGUGUCAGGGACAAGGCUGUUGAAUCAUUGUGUCGAAUUGGAGCACAAAUGAAGGAAAAUUAUUUAGUUGAUUGGUUCGUCCCAUUGGUAAAGAGGCUAGCAGCUGGUGAGUGGUUUACAGCUCGAGUUUCCUCAUGUGGUCUGUUUCAUAUUGCCUAUCCAAGUGCACCAGAUCAGUUAAAGGCAGAAUUAAGGUCCAUCUACAGCCAGUUGUGUCAGGAUGACAUGCCUAUGGUGAGAAGAGCUGCUGCAUCAAACCUAGGAAAAUUUGCUGCUACGGUUGAACAAAGCUAUUUGAAGGCAGAAAUCAUGUCGAUAUUUGAUGAUCUAACACAAGAUGACCAAGAUUCUGUGCGUCUCUUGGCUGUUGAGAGCUGUGCAGCACUUGGGAAGUUGUUGGAACCCCUGGAUUGUGUAGCUCACAUCCUUCCAGUCAUUGUUAAUUUUUCACAGGAUAAAUCCUGGCGUGUCCGCUAUAUGGUUGCGAAUCAGUUGUAUGAGCUUUGUGAAGCUGUCGGCCCAGAACCUACGAGGGUGGAUUUGGUGCCAGCAUAUGUUCGGCUUCUUCGUGAUAAUGAGGCUGAAGUACGCAUAGCAGCUGCGGGGAAGGUGACAAAGUUUUGCCGGAUCCUGGGCCCACAACUUCCAAUCCAGCAUAUCCUUCCCUGCGUGAAGGAAUUGUCAUCAGAUUCAUCACAGCAUGUUCGCUCAGCUUUGGCUUCAGUAAUCAUGGGUAUGGCACCAGUAUUGGGAAAGGAUGCUACUAUUGACCAACUUCUUCCAAUCUUUCUCUCUCUUCUAAAGGAUGAGUUUCCUGAUGUCCGACUCAAUAUAAUCAGCAAACUUGAUCAAGUUAAUCAGGUUAUUGGAAUUGAUCUUUUGUCCCAAUCACUAUUGCCGGCUAUUGUGGAGCUUGCAGAGGAUAGACACUGGCGGGUUCGGCUAGCCAUAAUUGAGUACAUCCCUUUGUUAGCGAGUCAGUUAGGUGUUGGGUUUUUUGAUGAUAAACUUGGCACUCUAUGCAUGCAGUGGUUGGAAGAUAAGGUUUUCUCAAUUCGAGAUGCAGCUGCUAAUAACUUGAAGCGUCUUGCAGAAGAAUUCGGCCCGGAAUGGGCUAUGCAGCACAUAAUUCCACAGGUGCUGGACAAAAUAAGUAAUCCACAUUACUUGUACCGUAUGACCAUUCUUCAAGCAAUUUCUCUACUAGCCCCUGUUUUGGGUGUUGAUAUUACAUGCCAAAAGCUGUUGCCUGUGGUGAUUGCCUCCUCAAAGGACAGGGUACCCAACAUCAAAUUCAAUGUGGCAAAAGUUCUACAGUCUCUUGUACCCAUUCUUGAUCAAUCAGUGGUCGAAAACACCAUUCGUCCUUGUCUUAUUGAGCUUAGUGAGGAUCCAGAUGUGGAUGUCAGGUAUUUUGCCAACCAAGCGCUACAAGCAUCUGACCAGGUCAUGAUGUCAAGCUAGGAAGGGGUUCCAGCAGUUUGAUCUCCGCCAUUUGGUUCUUCAAAUUUCCCCUGAUCUUUUCAUCCAAGAGUUGCUUUGUGCCUUCCUCCUGAAUAUCCAUCUAGAAUCUUUAAUUGAAUGAUGAGCAAAAGAAAAAAGGGAACACUAAUAUUUUAGAGUACCUUUGUAUGUUAAUUUGUUAGAAUGCAGGUGUUCUAGGAGAGAAGAAAUUUCUUCUUGAUUUUAAAUUUGAAUUAUUAUAAUUUUUACUAGUUUUUUGGUUUUGAGCUGAACAACAAAAUUAAUGAGAAUGAUUGUGAUCUUUUUAAAGUUUAGAUUGACCACUGCUUAGGAUGGGA
Elaeis guineensis (African oil palm) is the source of this 2290-nucleotide messenger RNA. RefSeq lists its product as uncharacterized. Gene Ontology annotation, molecular function: protein phosphatase regulator activity; protein binding. Gene Ontology annotation, biological process: protein dephosphorylation. Lineage: Eukaryota; Viridiplantae; Streptophyta; Magnoliopsida; Arecales; Arecaceae. Gene Ontology annotation, cellular component: cytosol; protein phosphatase type 2A complex; nucleus. The record is from RefSeq and is a predicted model, not a curated record.